GAAAUUUCUGCGCCGACGCAAGAUCCACGCUGCUUCCACUCCUACGGCACGCUUCAAAGUUCAUCAACUCGUAUCGAAUCCCACCUUGAACUUCGACAAGAUGGAAGUCGACCUGCCCUUCGUCUGUGCCAUCCUGUUCUUUGUUCUUGCCAAUGCAUUCACGUUUCUCUUCGGCCGCGGUACUCACGUAUCCCCUCAGCGCCUCCUGGACGCCGACGAACAACGUUUCAACAUGCUGCAAGAGCAGGUCAAGGUCCUUCAACAGAAGAUUGCGGACCUUGAGAGCACCAAAGAAGGAUCCGGCAGCACGGGUGCCAAUCUCAAUGCUCUGGCAAGCAGGGUCGAAAGCCUUGAGUCGCAGUUGGCAAAAGCUAGCAAGGACAAUGAAGGCAAGACCAAGGAACUUGACCAACUGAAGCAAAAGAUUCUGAUACUGGAAGGCAGACAGGCUGAGGCUUCUCUAGUCAUGGAGAUGUCAGGGGAGGCGGAGGAGCAGCAGAUUGAGUCUGAGGUCAACAACCUUCAGGAACAAGUGACUUUGCUACAAGAAGAGAGCAUUGCUUUGCUUGCCGCACAAGUUUGUCACAUAAGUGAAGGGCUGGUCAAGCUUCAAAGAUUUUCUUGUCACGAAUUUGAGGCCACAUCCCUUCUGCUUGCAGAGAUGAAUGAGCGGAUGAUUCAAAGCAUUCUUGAUGGACAUCAUGACCACCUUGAGGAGCUUAGCAGCAGCUGCGCGGACCAUGGAGCGGACAGAAUUCAACAGGCAGAGCUCAAUGAAAGCCUAGAUGUUCUGCUUCAAACCAAUGAGGGACACGCCAGACUUGCUGGCCGCUGCUGCCGACACCCCCUGCGCGCGAUGGAGAUUGUCUCCAUCUUCUACUCCUCCAUGAAGAAAGCGGUGGCACAAAAAGUGGACGCGCUGCAUGCUGAGCACGAGGAGGUGGCACAGCCAAUCAAAGCAAGAAUGCACGCUGAGCACGAAGCUCACCCUCCUGUCGACGGUCAACCAUCUGAGGCUUACCUGGAGGCAACGGACGAUGACUACCAUGAGCUUACCGGUGAAACGCGCAAGUUUGCUCACGGGCUGGUAAAAGCUCGCACGGAUUUGCAAGCAGAACUCCGUCCCUUUGAUCAAGUGCGAGUGCUUGUACGUGGCUUGAUGCAAGGAAGUCAGCCCACGCAGACGUCGUAGAGAUCAGAUCUUGCCAACGCUGCUGUCUGGACAAGACCUGCUUCAAGAUGCUUGGCCUGGGCAUCUUGAUCUUCGUCGAAGCCUCACUGUAGAAGCACCUCUUGCUGCGCCAGUCACGAGGUACUCAACCUUCGGGGCUGCAUCGCCUCUUGUGGCAGUCUCUUUGUCAUCCCGAGGCCUCCUAUCAGCCACAAUGACUUCGUAAGACACAGCUCCCCGCUGGUCUAAAAGUUCUUCUCCCCCUCAGCCUCCCUCUCACACUCCCGUUUGUCUUCCACAAAGUACGAUCGCGGCGUCAGCCUACAACCUCCUUCGCUUGUACGCCGAAUACAUCUCUUGAC
Molecule: messenger RNA, 1533 nt
Organism: Ceraceosorus guamensis
Lineage: Eukaryota; Fungi; Basidiomycota; Exobasidiomycetes; Ceraceosorales; Ceraceosoraceae
Exons: 3
Coding region: 101-1192 (363 amino acids)
Source: RefSeq, a predicted model, not a curated record